Molecule: messenger RNA, 2003 nt
Organism: Jaculus jaculus (lesser Egyptian jerboa)
Lineage: Eukaryota; Metazoa; Chordata; Mammalia; Rodentia; Dipodidae
Gene: Rnf8
Product: ring finger protein 8
Exons: 8
Coding region: 97-1563 (488 amino acids)
Biological process (GO): protein K48-linked ubiquitination; double-strand break repair; ubiquitin-dependent protein catabolic process
Cellular component (GO): ubiquitin ligase complex; cytosol; site of double-strand break
Molecular function (GO): ubiquitin protein ligase activity; histone binding
Source: RefSeq, a predicted model, not a curated record
GGUGCGGGCCAGCGGGAGCCCUGGAAGCUGCGGGAGCCGAGCCGGGAGUUUCGCUCCUCGCUGACCCGGCUCCCCCACCGAGGGCCGAGCGGGGUCAUGGGGGAGCCCGGCCCUGUGGUCCCCGGGGCCCAGGCUGGGGGCCGCAGCUGGUGCCUGCGGCGGCUGGGGAUGAACACGGAAUGGCUGCUGCUGGAGGACGGGCGUGAGGUGACAAUAGGUCGAGGAUUUGGCGUCACAUACCAGCUGGUAUCAAAAAUCUGCCCUCUGAUGAUUUCUCGAAACCACUGUGUUUUGAAGCAGAAUCCAGAAGGACAGUGGACAAUUAUGGACAAUGAGAGUCUGAACGGUGUCUGGCUGAACAGAGAGCGUCUGGCACCAUUGCAGGUUUAUUUCCUCCAUAAGGGAGACCACGUCCAGCUGGGAGUGCCUCUGGAAAACAAGGAGAAUGCGGAAUAUGAAUACGAGGUCACGGAAGAAGACUUGGAAAGACUGCAUCCCUGUCUUGCCCCAAAGAAUGACCAGAUGGAAAAAAACAAAGGCUCGAGAACUAAGAGGAAAUGCAGUUUAGACGAAUUAGAGACCGCGGCUGAAGGCCCUUCGAACUUCACAUCCAAAAUCAGCAAAGUGUCUCUUAAGCCCAGUCAGCCGGUGGUUUUACACGGGAAAGGCGAAGGGGCGAGUCACUCGCUGGGCUUUUUGUACCCCAAGUUGACUCUUGACCCCGAGAAGAUGACAGGGACUCACAUUUACAUUGCGUCUCCAAAAGUCAUAGAGCUUCAUCACAAGAAGCAUAAAGCCUUGAACCCGGCAGCGUCGCAGAGCAGCUUGGAGCAGUUCAAGGUGACCAUGUCUCGCAUCCUGAAGCUGAAGAUGCAGAUGCAGGAGAAGCAGGUGGCUGUGCUGAACGUGAGGAAGCAGGCGCGCAAGGGGAGCUCGAAGAAAAUCGUGAAGAUGGAGAAGGAGCUGCAAGACCUGCAGACCCAGCUGUGUGCAGAGCAGGCCCAGCAGCAGGCCAGAGUGGAGCAGCUGGAGAGGACGUUCCAGGAAGAGGAGCGGCACCUCCAGGGUUCGGAGAAGGAGCGAGGAGAGGAGGACCUGCGACAGCAGCUGGCCCAGGCCCUGCAGGAGCACCGAGCUCUGAUGGAGGAGCUGAACCGCAGCAAGAAGGACUUUGAGAAGAUCAUCCAGGCCAAGAACAAAGAGCUGGAGCAGACCAAGGAAGAAAAGGAGAAGGUGCAAGCACAGAAGGAGGAGGUGCUGAGCCACAUGAACGACGUGCUGGAGAACGAGCUCCAGUGUAUCGUUUGCUCGGAGUUCUUCAUUGAGGCUGUCACUUUGAACUGUGCCCACAGUUUCUGCUCCUACUGUAUCAAUGAGUGGAUGAAGCGGAAGAUAGAAUGCCCCAUCUGUCGCAAGGACAUCGAGUCUAAAACCCGCUCCUUGGUCCUGGACAACUGCAUUGAUAAGAUGGUGGAUAAUCUGAGUUCAGAAGUGAGAGAACGACGGAAAGUCCUUCUCAGGGAACGAAAAACAAAGAGACCAUCUUGCUCCAAGGGCAUUUGAGAGACUCCAAGGCGAAGGGAGCUUGGGCUGCUCCGGAGGAUGCUGGGGUUCCCUUGGACCGCUCUGGAGGUCACCUGAGAAGCUGUGUGUGCUGAGACAGGGUUAGGAAGCCCUGUGUCUCCGGCCUCCCGUGGUGCCAUCCCGGCCUCCCGUGGUGCCAGCUGCACUGGGACACGAGGCUGCACUGGGACUCGCGCUGACUGCUUCACUACAUGUGAGAUGGUUUUGGGCUCUGGGUUUUUGUUUCUUUUUUUCUUUCUUUUUUUUUUUUUUUUAAGUUGUUGCUGUUUCUGUACCUCAGAUGAACCCCUUGCCGUUGAUUGUGGACAGUCGGGUAUACCUUAUGGCCGCCCCCGAGGCAGCCUGUGUUGUGAUCUCGCUUACCUCUUCUCUGUGAAAACAAGACGUCAUUUCUUGGAAAUAAAAUGUAAAACUCCUCA